Messenger RNA from Mesorhabditis belari, 1032 nucleotides. The record is from the annotation of a GenBank genome assembly. Lineage: Eukaryota; Metazoa; Nematoda; Chromadorea; Rhabditida; Rhabditidae.
AUGAAAAUGACAAGGAUGGUGUUCGGGAUUUGGAAAUAUCCAUUAGAUGUCAUGUUGAUCAUGGCAAAAAGAAUUGCCUCCUACAUUCAUACGGUCGCUUGUCCGGAUUGGUUGUUCAAGAAAUUCUCCGAUUUGGUCGAUUUCAUGUAUGAAGAGAUUGAUCGACAAAGAAGUCAAUUAUCGGCUAGAUACUCUUGCCAAUUGGCUAUCACUGAGUGUGACUUUGAGUCUUCUGGUCAAAGCAAUUUGAAGGAACAUUUUGGUGAGAUCGAGUUGAGCGAAGAGGCGCGACAAGAAUUGGCCCAACUCCGGGAAAGAGACAGACGAAUGAAGCAGAGAAAAGGCACCAAGAUCACUCGACCGUCGAGGUUGAGCUGCGAAUUGUCACCAGUAGAUCCGAAUCUCAGAAAAGCUUCGCUCAUCUCGCACUCACCGGCAAUGGGUACAAGUCAACAAGCCGAAGAGGGCUCGCUAUCACAAGUGAUUGAGUACACAGCAACCCACGAAGCCACAUAUGCCUUCCAUUACUUAGACGAGAAUAAUAAGGUUCGAAAUGUGGAGGUUUUCAAUGUGGCUGAGGAGCGGCCUUGUUCGAUUAUGAGUCGAGGAAUUACUAAGUCGGUACCCGAAGAGAAUGAGGAAGAACUACAAGCGGAGUUGAUGGAAGCUUCCACUUCAAACACUUCAAAUCCUGUACCGAUAAAUUCUCCAGAGAAGAAAGGUGAUGAGAAUGAUUCCGGAUUGUCGGUUGAAGAGGGAAAUUCCAGUGGCCUCAAACGUGAUGCUUGUUGUUCUCCGGUUCGCCAUCUUUCCCAUUCGAGUACAAGGGGAUCAAGGACUUCUAUUUCAAAAAGAAGUCACUCAAUCGGCCAAACACAGAGAAAAAAUCAAGUGGUUGGGAUUCGAGAUCUUGGCGCAUCAUCGGACUCGGAUGGAGAAACCGGUGAGCAAUUCUUUGUCCCACGUGGUCGUCGAAGAAUGACUUCAGCCGAGUACGAGGGUGAACCUGAACAUAGCGAUGAAGAAAAACAA